AUGGGGGAACGCGUCCGCAGCCAAGAGGACGAGGUGGCGCUUGAUCGAAAAAUCGCCGAGAUUCGCGAGAAAAACCAGCGAAUCCAGAAACGAGCACAAGAGAUUGAGGCCGAUCGAAUUCAAGCGAACGGUGGUGGCGAGCAGAAAAAGACCGAAAAGUCCCCUCCUAGCUCAACUUCGGGCAAUAAAACCGGAAAAGGCGCUUGGGAUCGAGAGUGGGACAAGGGGAAAACACCAGCAGAGCAAUGGCGUGAGAAUGUCCCGUCGAUGGAGUUGACUGAUCGGAAACGCUAUGAUGGUGGCGGUGGAGGGCAGGGUCGGAAGAGAAGCGAUGGAUCGCAUGGAUCGCAUGGAGGGGAUCGUCCAAUGCAAACAAAUGGACACAACAAUAGUCAACGGUCGCAAAGGAAUGAAAGAAAUGAGCGACAGAAUCUUCAAUUAAAGAAUGAUCAGAAACGGGGAGAUGGACCAAAUUUGGGAGCACGAUUGGCGGGAAGGAUUUCUUUUGAUAAGGAAAGAACUUCUACCGACAAAACUAGAAUGAAUGGCCAAAAUGGAAAGAAGUCAGACUUCAAAAUUGAGAUCAAAAAUCUAAAUGAUUCAAAAUCGGGUGCUCAUCGCGGAGAGUGGCAAAAACGCCAUGAUCGUGUGCAGAGGGUGAGCGGAGGAGAGCAGCGACAAGAAAACAACAACAAUGUUGAGAAGGGAAAACCCCGACAGCGACGAGAGAGCGAUAAUCAUGCGGUGAAAAAUGUUGUUUAUCAACUCGUGAACAAAGUGGUGAAGCAAGAGCGCCGAGAGCAACGCGUCAAUGAAAAAGAUGAGGUUUUCAUUGAAAAAUUGACAAAUCAAGGAAGCGAUGAGGUCGAGGAGGAUGAAAAAAGAGAGAAAGAACCCUCUCCAGUGAAAGAAAGCACUCCAAUUGAGACACCGGUCUCCGACUCGUCUAAGGAAGUGUCCCCUCGUCUCCCCUCUCCCGUCCAAGAAACAAAAUUGAGUCUCGUCAGCGAAAGCAUCGUUCGCCCGCAAAUCAUCGCU
Molecule: messenger RNA, 1038 nt
Organism: Mesorhabditis belari
Lineage: Eukaryota; Metazoa; Nematoda; Chromadorea; Rhabditida; Rhabditidae
Source: the annotation of a GenBank genome assembly